Messenger RNA from Plutella xylostella (diamondback moth), 993 nucleotides. Lineage: Eukaryota; Metazoa; Arthropoda; Insecta; Lepidoptera; Plutellidae. The record is from RefSeq and is a predicted model, not a curated record.
AUGUCGAGGAUGACGACCCGGAAGGUGCAGAGCCGUGACCUGGAGAUCCAGCUGAGGACAGCUUUGGAGGAUCUCAAGGCAUCUCGUGACCUCUCAAGCCAACUGAUGGCAGAGCGGGAGGACAAUGAAAAGGAAUUUGAUUCCCUUUUAAAAAAGAACUCGGACUUAAAGAAUGACAUAGCUGAAAUGGACAUCCAAUACCAAGACUUGCAAGGCAAAUGUGAUGAGCUACAGAUUGUACUUAGAUCAUACAAAGAGUGUCAGGAUUUACAUGAAGCUGCCUUGUCUAAGAUCUAUAGCCUAGAGCAGCAAUUGGCUGAAGCACACGCAGAGAUCCAGCAAAUAAAUGAAGCACAUGCAAGCGAGGAAACAGAUAAGACAAUGGCAUUGUACGAUGAAUUAGUCACCCUACACCCCACCCCUAUGCCAACAAUAGACCUCACAACUCCAAGAAAAUCAACCAAUAUCACAGGUGCAAACAGGCUUAAAAAAUAUAUUAAAAUAAAGAAAUAUAUCAGGAAGUCUGAGCGAGCAUUGAAAAAGCAUAAGACGCACCUUCCAUUGACAAAGGAUAGAGUGAGACUUCAACUACUGGUGAAUAAAUAUGAACAAGAGAUGUCAGACUACAACCAGAAGCUCGCAGACAACAACCAGGAGUGCGAGUUCAACAUUGCCAUGCUACAGUCUAGGCUGGCCACACUGAAGUCUGCCCUAGAACAGAGAACUCUGGAAUACGAAAACCAGCUGCUGGUGCUGAGUAGUGUGGGCUUAGUUCGGGUUGAGAUGCUGCCGGAGAAGUCUUCACCUGCUGAAGCCACCACCGCAUCUCCGGAGGCCACCACCACCAACUCGGAGGCCACAAACAGCAUCCCGCUGUUUGAGAAAACUACAAGUCCGCAAAUUGCGUUAAGCUCCGGCUUAAUCGAGAUCAAGGCUUUUGUUGACGGCCAGUUUCUAUCUUACGGUAUCUUCCUACAGAAGAUGUACGAGUAA